CUGCUGGGGACGGACAAAGCAGUGCAGAGAUUAAGUCCAGCAAGUUUGUGUUAUUUGUCUAAGCAGGUUCUGUGUGUUUGUAGGUCUGACAGUGAUAACAGAGGUGGGUGGAGGCUGGCGGUGUGUAAACGCUGCUUUCAGACACUAACAAUAAAGAAGAAAGUUCAAGCUUAACAAGUCUUUGUUACAUGAUCAUCCAUGUCCUGUUCAGACCAACAGUCGGGUUUGAACCAGGGAACAGUUCCAGACCCUGAAACAUCUCAUCCAGUAAUCAGUCGACCUGAACAAUGGCCCCAGUUAUAUAUUAGGUGUUUGCUUUGUGACACAGCGACUCUGCUCAUUUACUCUGAUGAUUAAAUAACUUAAAGUUUAUCUUAAUACAGUACUGACACGCCCAUAUGUACACUGAAGGAGUUAUUUGAAGCUGCCGUCGUUCCUCUUGUCCACAGCGGCUCUAAAUAGAUGUCUUUCUAAAAUGACUUCAAUGUCAGUGACGGGAAACCAAAUCAAAAUACCCUUGUGACUACCCUCUGGUGGCUUUUGAGUUUGUUGUUGUCAUAAACUUUUGACUCUGGUCUGCCCCCUGGUGGAUAUAUUGGUUAACAUCCAUGCCAACGUAAAGGGCGCAUGGAAGCAUGUGGGCAGUGACGGUAACAUCGUUUGAAACGGACAUAUACAUUUUCGUACAUAAAAGGAGCAUAAAUGAGCCUUUAGGUGUCACAGCAGGCAGGUGGUCAGCGGCAGCACCUGGUCUAACCUGUGUAAGGGCAACAACCGAAAGUUUGCUGAUCCAGCGAGGAGUCGGGCUGACUGGGGCUCAGUCUCCUGAGCUGCUGCCUGCUCUCCGCUCAGUGAGGUGGUCUGUAGUGGCGGAGCGUGAAGCGGUGGACACACUGUGAUUCGAGGCUCAAGCUAAUGUUAGCCACACAAACAUGAAUUUGAAGCUGCAGCCGUGAGCCUUUGGCUCCAGUUAGCAAAAGGCUAAACUAUUAGCAACAUUUUCUCUCCAUCUCUGAAACACUUCGCUGAUAUUGACGUGUGUUUUAUUUAGUUUAUUUUCACACUUUCUUUCAGACUCUUUUUUAAAAGUCUGUCUUCCUUUUUGGGUUGCUUUGCAGUGCAGGCAGUUGCUGUCAAUGCUGGAACAGAAACUUUCUCCACAAUGUGCACGCACAUCUACAUUUGUAGAGGAAACAUCCUCUGGCUGAAACAACCUGUGAUUGUCCGAAGUCUUUCAUCACGAACUAGAUUUUCUGAAACCUGAAACCAGAGCCAAGAGGAGGUGCUGAAGUCUAGUUUUCUCUCAGAGCACUUGAAUUACAAUUGCCUAAAGGUUAUUAUGGGAUUUUUGCCCGAUGGCACCAAAAUGAAAAUGCCUGCCAGAGUCUUUAGCACAAAACAAAGUCUUUUGUCCCUGAACACCUACGUCGAUAUCACUUUCAGAUCUAUUCAAGACCUGUUUGGACAGAAGGAGCAUUCACAGCCACAGAUAGUCCCUGUAAUACAGAUAAACAUUACUCUUAAGACUUGAAACCCGUUCUGUGAUGAAGAGUGUUCAUAUUUUAUUAUGUAUGAUCUUUAUGUGAGAUGUGACCACCUCAAAGGCAGAAAAACAUCCCUCCAAGAAACCUGAGUAGUUAAAAUGGUCCGGUCCAUCCAGACCAGAGCAAGAGUAUGGAAGCCCCAAAGGGACAGACAGUAGGUAAUAAAUAUGUAAAUGAAUUAAUGUGCAUUAAAAACUGAAAAACAAAUACAUCAAUUUAAAUUUUGCCAAAAAAGAAUAAAUAUACAGACAAUGAAUGAAGAAUAUUUUCAUCAUCUUUUUCUGUAUUUACUGACUUUCACUAGCCUGGUUCCAGACCAUAGACCCCGCCCACUCAACUGAGGAGGCUUGCAUUAGUGGUCUGGCAUACUGCAAUGAAUUUGCAAUUUAUCUCGUCCAAAUGAUGGACGGACCAAUGAACGCUGGGGGUGGGGGCGGGUCUAGCGAUUAGCCAAUCAGUGCCACGCUAAUGGCGACCGCUACAGAUCCUACAGACCACAUUAACGAUGCUAUCGAGGUAUUUUGCCACUACUCGCGUUAGUGGAGGACCAAAUUAAGGAAGCUGCUAAACUGGAUUUAUGCAGCUGGGCGUGCACGACAACGGAGACAUUUUAAACGGGCAAUGCUUGCUUGUUUUCGGCACCCCCGAGGCAUGGAUACUAAUGACGUCAGAUUCUGGGUGAGUCGUUGAUCUCUACUGAUUGGUUAGGGAAAAAUCAAAUUCCCUCCCCCUUGUAAAUCGCCUUCAAUGGAGGCCAUGUCAGACUGAAGGUUCUGGGAGCUUCAGUCUGACACUCAGGCUAGACUUUCACAUUUAUUAAUGUUCAGAUGUUCAGAGGGCCGAGUGGACCCCUGCAGACAUGAGCAGCACGCUGACUACAAUCCUAUCACUUUAACUCCUAUAACUCAAAAUUUAAUGUCACUGUGAAUUUUUUUUGUCAUAACAUUUUAUCCAUUUUUUGCAUAACUGAGCUCCAGUGUGUUAAAAAAAAACAAAAACAAAACAGGGGUACAUUUUUCUUUUUUUUCUUUGUAUAAAAAGUUUUGUCAGCGUCUUAUUUCAUCCCAUCCCUUUCCAUUUUAUCCCAUCCUAUCCAAUUACUUCCCAUCCCAUCCUAUCCCAUCCCAUCCCAUCUCAUCCCAUCUCAUCCUAUCCCAUCCCAUCCUAUCCCAUUACAUCCCAUCCCAUCUCAUCCCAUCCCAUCCUAUCCCAUUACAUCCUAUUCCAUCCCAUCCUAUCCUAUUCCAUUCCUUUCCAUUUUAUCCCAUCCCGUCCUAUCCCAUUACAUCCCAUCCGAUUCCAUCUUCCCAUCCAUGUUUUCGGGUUGUGCGUAACGACGCAUGGGAGCGUGACGCGCGCGUACGCGGCGUACCGCGUCAUAUCUUCCAACACAUCCGCCGCUUCCUGGCCGGCCCAGGCAGGCGCCUCAGGCCCCGCUCCAACACUGAACCGCUAUCCGCUCAUCAUCAUCAGUCACCGGUGAAGACACACCGAGUCCUCCGCCCCCGGUCCGUGAGGAGCUGCCGCCGCCGGUAUGAGUGGAUGAAGCGGCUGAGAUCAGCAGAGAGGUCCCGGGACUCGGUGCUCGCGUCAGAGCUGGAGGCGUCGGUUGAGGCGGAGCGGCCGUGGUGAUGGUGUUGGACUCAGGUGAAGUCUUCAUGGAUCAGGUUGAGGGUGAAAGUGUCGGGAGCAGCAGGAGCUUGUUGGAGCCAGAUGUUCGGGCAGAUCGUCCCAAAGCGCCCAGAUCACCGUCCAAAAGGAGCAAUGUUGCCAAGAAGGAGAAGGUGUCCCACAACGGACUCCCGGCCCAGACAAACAGCGGCCAGGUAGCACAGAGGAGGACAUCAUCAUCAUCAUCAUUGUUAAAAGGUGGAGCUGCGCCCAGACCGCCCCUCCGUCGCCCCCUCAGCCUGGAGAUGACGCCUCAGCACCUGCGAGGGUCUCAGGAGCACAUGGCCGACAGGCGGAUCGUGCAGCCUCCUUGGCGCAGUGGUUCAGCCGCCCCCUCGCCCCCGGCUCGCAGCCUGACCAGCCCCAGCCUGGGCGCAGGUGGCUGGAUGCGCCGCAGUGAGAGCACCUGCUCGGUUAAUUACUCCCUGGGGCUGCGGGCUGGCAAGGGGCAAAUGCGACCUGCCACCUCCCUGCCACACAUAGCUAAGGGGGUGGGGAUGGGGGUGGGGAGCAGGUCGCUGCCAACACCAUCCAGGCCGUGUCUGCUCGUCGCCCUCAGGCCUCUGAACCUGGAGCAGGAGAAGCAGACGUUCUUCCAGUCUGACUACAAGUACGAGCCUCAGUUUGAGUACGCACAGCCAGAGCCCAAGAGUGUGUUGGAGAAGUACAAGGAGGGCUCAGGCCUCUUCCUCGAACAGGCGGUUGGAAUCAUGGAGUGCGUCCUGAGGAAGUUUGGCUCCUAUGAGAACUUUGAGGAGGUGACAGGCGGCAGCGUCCUCCCUAAAAGUCAGGUCUGGGCUGCUGUACGCAAAUAUCUGCAGAAAGAAGGCUGCGUCGGGGAGGUGGUGGUGCGUCUGUCUGACGAGCUGCUGUCUCAGGCGGUGAUGGUGGUGGAGAGCUGUCGUCCCACUCUGACCAUCAACCUGGCCGGAGCUCGACAGCACUGGCUGGAGGGGAUGCUGCGACAUGAGAUCGGUACACAUUACCUGCGCGGGGUAAACAACAACCUGCAGCCAUGGGCGUCCACUGAGGGCAGGAAGCAGUUCGGCCUCAAACCGGCCAAUCCCACGGAGGAGGGCCUGGCCAGCCUGCACAGCGUGUUGCUACGGAAACAGCCCUACCUGUGGCGCGCAGCGCUGCUCUACUACACGGUGUACCACGCCACCAGCAUGAGCUUCAGCCGGCUCUUCAGCCACAUCGCUCGCUUCGUCCAGGACCCGGACGUCCGCUGGGAGUACUGCCUGAGAGCCAAGAGGGGACAGACGGACACCUCACAGCCCGGCUGCUUCAGUAAAGAUCAGGUUUACCUGGACGGGAUCCUCCGAAUCCUGCGACACCGAAGGAACAUCGACUUCAAGAUGUUGACCUCUUUGGGAAAGGUGUCUUUCGAGGACGUGGAGAGGCUGCGUCACUUCGCCGUCCUCCAACGUACCAGAAUCCCGCACUUCAUGCGUGACCAGGAGCGUUACCUGCAGCACCUGGAUCACAUCGUCGCCGUCAACGAGCUGGACGAUUCAACGCUGCAAGACCUGCUGCCCUGACCCCCCCCCCUCCCUUGCACCACCUGAACCCAAGAAGAAGAAGAAGAGCUGGAGGUACAAAGACUGUAACACGUGGUGCGUUCAAUGUCACUUAAAAACAUCCAGUAUUAUCGAUGCUUCAUUUGAGCGAUUCUUUUUUUGUAAAACUUGAAUGAGACGAACAAAAAGGGACGUACACACUAACACCUCUAUCUACAUCUUCACUUUCGUCCAAUGCAUGUCCCUCCUCCUCCUCGCCUUUACUCCUACUAUGAAGUUACCUCAAUACUGCAACUCUACGAUGUAACCAACAUUAUAUAUGUCGACUCAUACAUAAUCACUGCGCCUGUACACUGCUAACAUGUCUCGUACAGAUUCAAACAUAAUCACAUGCUUUAUUUAUGCAAUUAUUUAAGUUUUUUUACUUUGAGAGAACAAACUGAAUGUCUCUGGUUUUAGCUUUAUACAUUUUUAUUUGUGUUUUUAUGCCUUAGAUUGUUUGCAUUUUAAAAAAAAGGACACCAAGGACAUUUCAAAAACCUGGGGAAGUCCGAACUGAGACCGAGAAUCUUUACGAUAUCAAGUGCCAGAGGACUCAGUCAAGUAUUCAAACGUUCCCCGGGAGGAUUUUUUAAUUAUCAGUGUUAUUGAGCAGAUAAUCAGCUGUGUUGUUUCUGUCUUAACAGUGUCCUUGGUGGUCUUUUCAUAUCAGUAUGCUACUGUGAUGUGACCCCGUCCCCGAGCUCCCCCCUCUGCAGAAACCAAACCUUCUUUUGCUGCGUUAAAGGGACACAGUUCGGACGCUUUGGGAAAUGUGCUUAAUAGCUUUUGUGCAGGAGGUUAGAUGACACGCUCAAAUCUGUCUGUUCGGUGUGUGGAUUUAGAAAGAGACCUGGAUACCACAUUGGAGGCGGGGCCCUGGAUGUAAAAUGACUUCUGCUCUCAGGGGCCCAUAGAGCAGGCACACGAGAUGCUUCGCUGGCCGAGCAGCGAACCUCCAGUUUAGUGCUCCACUAACUUAAAUGGGGUUGAGAUGAUUUAGACUCCUCUAGACUAAAGAAAUGUCAUCGGAUUGAAUGGAUCAAAUCCCGAUAGUGCAAUGAGUCACUCUGGGGAGGGAUGAGACGCUCAAAAAAAUGUAUCCACUAAUUUACAGACGUCUGGUUCACAGUUUAAAUCUGUGGGGAAGAGUCUUUUUGGGCCCCAGUGUAUCACGUGACAGAACAGGAAGUGGUAGAUACACGUUUUGCAUCAAUAUCAUUGGCUCCAAAGUCCAGUGUACUUCCCGCGGGCCUGUUUGAUGUAGACAACAUCUCUGUCUGAAAAAACAACAGUAGAUAGUCGGCUAAUCCCUAUUGUAGCGUAGAAACUCUUAACUAUGCAGCCAGUGUUGAAGCUACAUGUGCAUGUACGGGGCUCUUACACAUUAAUCCAGGGAAGUACUGGAAGUGAACAAGUCGCCAUUACUGUGGUGAUGUCUCAUUACAAUACGAGAAGCGUUUAAAUGACAGCUGUCUAAAGACAUGCAUCAUUUUCUACUUUCCAUGUAAAGUAACUUUUGACAAGGAUGUCGAGGAGUUUGGGAAGAACCUGUGCAGCUCGCUGUCUGGACAAACUUCAACUGUGAAAAAACUGAUAGCAGGAUUGUAGGGCUGUACCCGAAUUAUGUCAGGUUGAAUCAGAUUUGGCUGUUUAAUACGAAUACAGUAAACAAGCUAACUGCGCUAACGACGGCGCAGACACUGCAGAGCUGUAAAUUCACCACCUCCAAGCAGAUGAGAAGAUAAUCUUAUUUAGUUUCUCCUCCUCUGUGCUGCUGCCUGCGUGUCCGCAGCUGUCUGUACCAAAGUCAAGAGCGUUCACUCCGCAGCAAAGUCUGGGGACCAAAACAUCCCCAUAAGGACGCUGAACAGCACACUGAGUCGCAAAACCAACACACACAAAAAAACCCUGGACUGCUCAACUUAAAGCAAGCUCAGUCGACUGAGGGGUCUUGGAUGAUUCAAACCUCCAACUUUCAGGGUUCACACACAUUUUAACAAAGUCAUUUUCAAAAAUUUUCCAUGUUUUGCCUCAUUUCCAUGACUUGUAGUUUAAACUGUGUCGGUCUGCGUAGGUAAACAGUCGUUUAUUAUUACACAUGCACUUCCAGGGAGAAGUGCAUGUGUAGAUAAGCAAACUGCUCACACAUGCUAACUUUACUCACCUGUCAGACACGUUAACCUGCAAACAUCAUUUUUAAACUGUGUAUGUGCUGUGUGAGAACAUGAAGCCACUGUAAAGGCACAGUGACAGUUAUUAAGGAGGGGGGAGCAUAACUGUCAUAAAGAGAUUUCACAUUUUGGACAGAGCCAGGCUGUUUUCACGUUUCCAAUCUUUGUCGUAGCUUCAUAUGAAAGUCGUGUCGAUCUUUUCCUCCGACUCUCUGCCAGAAAGUGAAUGAGCUCAUUUCCCAAAUCGUACAGCUGUUCCUUUAACAUGUAGACAAAAUGCCAAAGUGGCUUUUUGAAUUCACAGUUGGGCUCUUUGAGGAGCAGCCAGUCGUCGUGAUUCCUCACCCCGACACGAGUCACUGGCUGCGGGGGGGAAGCGGGGGUGUUGUGGGCGUGCCUUCGAUGGGUGUAGAGCUCAUCUGCUGUAGCUAGCCGUGUGUUUGUAGGCUGCUUUUUACUGUGUUUGACACUUAAACUUCAGAUGUCAGCGGGGGCAUUCAUUUUGGUCCAAGCCGUCUGUGAGCAGAGCAAACGGCUGAACGUCACCACUAGUUCCAGUUUUUAAACUUACAACAAAAACCACUUGACCAAAAUGUGAAUUCAGUGAUGCAUUUUAAAUACUUGAGAUUUGAAGAUUAAUGUGUAAUUGAAGUGAACUCUGCUGUGUUUACAGUCUCAGCCAUUUGGUGAGCAGAUAAAGGUUUUAAAUUUGAGCAGGUGGUCGUCUGCUGACCUCAAACCUUCGGCCUGGAUUCGCCUAAACGAAUGCACCUAUUUGUAACGCACGAAUGUUGCACAAGUGUUUUAUGUUCUGGAAAACACCUUGAAGUUCCAGUUUAUUUAUUAAAAAGUACACACACUUACUGAGCUCUGUGGUCUGUUUCAUGAAACACCGAAACAAACACUGCAGACAAACCCCAAGGAAUACUUCACCCGAAUAUAAUAUACAUAUGUGUGUCAGUUACUCGUCGCGUCUUACUGUGAAUUGAAGAAAACUUUGUUUUUCUCUCAUGUCUUAACAGUGAACGGAGAAUCCAAAAGGUGUUAGACUCUCACACAGCUCGUGCAGUAUAAUCCAGGUCUCAUUUAUCCAGUCGUAUGAUCAGCACUUCACAAACACAUGCAUUUACACUAAAACAUUACGAUUUAAAACACUUGAGCGUGCCCAAGCACAUGCUUUUAUUUGACAGCUCAAACUUUUGUUUUUUAAAUCAUAAUGUUUUUGUGAAAAUGGCUGUGCACGCAGGGCGUUUACUUUAAUUCAUCAAGACUGUUCACCUGUUUUGGAUUCUCUGUUGUCUGUGGAGACAAAGAUUUCUUUAGGAAUUAAAUGUAAUGUGUGGUAAAUAAUCGAUAAACAAAUGGUCAUUUUUGUUUUUCUUUAACUCACCUGGAGAAUGUUUGUGUCCAUAAGAUGGGAAAAACCUUAGGAGGUCUAAAAUACUCUGAAAGGAACCAUUAUGCAGAAUGCACACUUUUACUUUGGGCACUCUCACCAAAGACAAAGUGCGCAGGGUAAGUACAGUGUCUAAAGUAAGUGUACUUGGUUACUUUCCACUGCUGCUGUCUGGACC
Epinephelus fuscoguttatus (brown-marbled grouper) is the source of this 8522-nucleotide messenger RNA. RefSeq names its product kiaa0895l. The record is from RefSeq and is a predicted model, not a curated record. Bases 3176 to 4756 code for a protein of 526 amino acids. The transcript is spliced from 7 exons. NCBI's taxonomy places the organism in Eukaryota, Metazoa, Chordata, Actinopteri, Perciformes, Serranidae.